UAAGAUAAAGGCGAACUCAACGAAAAUGGCGGAUAGGUUUUCCCGCUUUAACGAAGACAGGGACUUCCAGGGUAAUCACUUCGAUCAGUAUGAAGAAGGCCACUUGGAGAUUGAGCAGGCAUCAUUAGACAAGCCUAUAGAGUCGGAUAAUAUUGGACACCGCUUGCUACAGAAGCAUGGUUGGAAGCUGGGUCAAGGCUUGGGGAAAUCUCUUCAAGGUAGAACAGAUCCUAUCCCUAUCGUUGUCAAAUAUGAUGUCAUGGGCAUGGGACGUAUGGAAAUGGAGCUUGAUUAUGCUGAAGAUGCCACAGAAAGGAGGCGGGUCUUGGAAGUGGAGAAAGAAGAUACUGAAGAACUAAGGCAAAAAUACAAGGAGUACGUGGACAAAGAAAAGGCAAUUGCCAAGGCACUUGAAGACCUUCGAGCCAAUUUUUACUGUGAGUUGUGUGAUAAACAGUAUCAGAAACAUCAAGAGUUUGACAACCACAUAAAUUCCUAUGAUCAUGCUCACAAACAGAGAUUAAAAGAUCUCAAGCAAAGAGAGUUUGCUCGCAAUGUUUCUUCAAGAUCCCGGAAAGAUGAGAGAAAGCAGGAGAAAGCCCUUCGUCGUCUGCAUGAGCUGGCUGAACAGAGGAAGCAACUUGAAUGUGCUCCAGGAAGUGGGCCGAUGUUUAGAACCACUACUGUGGCAGUAGAUGAAGAAGGAGGAGAGGAUGAUGUGGAUUCAAACUUUCUUGGUAGUUGCUCCUCCUCCUCACCAGCUUCUGGGCAAGCUAGCAACAUGACCAUGGAUAAGGGUAUAACUUACAGCAGUGGGCAAAUCAGUAAUAGUCCUGGACUUUCUCAGGUUCCUGCCCAGAUAUCACAAGCUGUUGGUCUGGGAAUUAACAAGACAGGUGUUUCUUUCUCAUUUGCCAAAAAGGCCCCUGUAAAACUAGAAUCAAUUGCUUCAGUAUUCAAAGACCAUGUGGAUGAAUCCAGUUCUCCUGAUGAUGAAGUUAAAAGUGAUGAAAGAGCCUACUCAGAUUCUGGAACUUUGGGAAAAAUUGGUGAAAUUGAGGGAACAAACAGCUCUGACAGCAAGGAAGAAGAAGAUGAGCAAUCACAUGAGAAAGAUGUCACAUUAUCAAAGCUAAAAAAGAUGAAACGGGAGGAUGGACCAGUGACAGCAGAACCAGAAUAUUAUCAUUAUAUUCCCCCUGCACAUUGUAAGGUGAAGCCCAACUUUCAGUUUUUGCUGUUUAUGAAGGCAACAGACCAAGUAGAAGCAGAAGCUGCAAGCAAAAAAAUAGCCCGUGAAAGGAAACAAAACAAUUCUCCCAAACUCAAAGUGACAAAAAGUGAUGAGAAGGAGACAGCAACAGAAUGUGUGAUCCCUCAGAAGGAGCAGAGUCCUACCAACCAAAGCAACAAAAUGGAAGGUAAGGACAUUUUGGGGGAAACAGGCAAGCAAGAAGGAAAACAACUUAAGGGAAAUAAUUCUCUAGAUUCAGAUGUCAUUAAAGAGAUUCCCCAGGCUCCAGGAACUAGUAAGGAAACCACAGAAGGACCUAAGCAUUUAACAGGGCCGUUCUUCCCUGUUCUGAGUAAGGAUGAGAGCACCACCCUCCAGUGGCCUUCAGAACUGCUGAUCUUCACCAGAGCAGAACCCUCUGUGUCAUAUAGCUGCAAUCCUUUAUAUUUUGAUUUUAAGCGGUCUCGUAACAAAGACACUAAAAUGAAAGGAACAGAAAAACAGAAAGGUAUGAUAAACCUUUCUAAGGAGAAAAUACAAGCUGCUGAAGAUAGUGAUGCAAGCAAAAGCAAAGAGAAGGAUAUUCUAGCUGGCGGUUCAACUGCAUUGCCAGAAAGCAAGACCUUGGUAAUGUGUGGCAAGCAGGAAGUCAGCCCUAUAAGAACUGGCAAAAGUGAAAAUCUGGAAGACAGCAGCAGAGGCAAUCUUAUUAGUCGCAAAGACAAAAUGGGGAAGUCUCACAAACACAAAAAGAAGAAGAAGCACAAAAAAUCCACCAAACGUAAACACAGGCGCAAAUGUGAGGCAGAGGAAAAAAGCAGAGAAGGGGACUUAGCAGAAGAUAAAUCUAAGAAGCAGAAGAAACACAAGCACAAAAAGAACAAAUCAUCUUUUCCUACUGAGGCUGAGCGGAUGCAAAAGAUUGAGGAUACUGGCUAUUCUAAAAAAAGAAAGUGGUGUGUACAAGACUCUCAGAGGAAGUCUCUUUCUAUUGAAGAAAGCAGUAAGAAAGAGGAUGGUGGUACUUCUUCCCAAGAUUAUGGCAACAAAAAAAACAAGGGAGACUUGCAGCAGACUUUGUCUGCAAGCAAAAGACGACCUUCCACCUCCACUUCAGUUUAUCCCGGUCAUCGAGGCCAACAGAGCAGUGGUGGCUAUGAGAGUGAUGGAGAUUCCUCCUGCCAUAAGCACUUCAGGCAGAAAUCAGCAUCACAAUAUAGUGAUGAUUAUGACUCUGGCAGUGACUGUUCACGAAGCCGCUCCCGAUCAGGACAUAGACACUCCUCAAGAAGAUCAUCUCAGAGAUCCUACACAUCAACUUCAUAUGCUUCCUCUGACAAUAGUCGGUACAGUCGGCGUCAUAGCUACUCAGAAGACAGCUAUAGCGAUUACAGUGACCGAUCACAAAGUCGUACUAAGCACUCCCAUGAUUCAGAGGAUGAUUCAGAUUAUGCCAGUUCCAAGCGCAGGUCAAAGAGGCGCAAGUACUCCUCUUCAGAAGACUACAGCCUAAGCAGAAGCAGGUCUCGGAGCAGGAGCAGAAGUCGAACUCACACCAGAGGGAGGUCAAGGACUAGAAGUCGAGGAAGGACGCGCAGCAGCAGCUGUAGCCACAGUCGAAAUAAGCGACGGAGCAGGAGCCGAACAGGACAUAGCUGGAAACGGAGUAGAAGCUACAGCCGAGAACGUAGUCGGAGCACAAGAAGCCUUUCACAGAGAUCUCUUUCACGGAAGGGGUCCCGUGGUCAUGAAAGCCCUGGGGAGAGAAGAUCUGGCCGUCGUGAUUUCAUCCGGUCCAAGAUCUACCGCUCACAGUCUCCUCAUUAUUUCAAAGUCAGACAAAGUGAAGGGUUUGCAAGAAAGGACGAAGCCAGAGGAGAAGAAGCUACAGGAGCCCCCAGUCUCUCUCAGAAUAUCAGUAGCUCUAACUUUGGGAACAGCUGUAACUCUGAGGAGAAAAAUUCUGCCACAGCUAAGCUCCUUCUGGAAAAAAUACAGUGUAGAAAAGUAGAGAAGAAAUCUAGCAGCAAUGAUGAUUCCAUUGCAGGAUCUCACAAGGUAGGAAUUAAACUGAAAGAUCCACCACAGGGCUACUUUGGCCCAAAGCUUCCUCCCUCAUUAGGCAAUAAGCCUGUUCUUCCAUUAAUUGGAAAACUUCCUGCAGUUAGGAAACCAAGCAUCAAGCAGUGUGAGGAAUCUGGUUUAGAAAGAGAAGAAUUGGAACUAACAGAGAUGGAUGAAACAACUCAUGAGAGUGGAGACAUUGUUUCAGCAAGCCAGCCUCAAGUGGAGGAAACCAUAGUGACUGGAAUACAGGACAUUUCAGCUGAUCAGAACCCAGAAGUAACCACAAAGCUAGUUCCUGUUCCUCUUGAGGCCCCAGUACUCCCAGAGCAGUAUGGAACUGGAGACCUGGUUGUGCCACACAACUUCCUCCCUGAUUCCAAUGAAAAUGAAGCUUUAGAGCCUCUUGACAGUGGAAACCAAUCUGUCUCUAUAGAAGGAAGGAUGGUACCUUUAGUCCCUGAUGUCGAGCAUUUUCCUAGUUAUGUAGCACAAAGUGGGGAGCCCAGCGUCAGUGGGGAGCCUGAAGGCAAUGAAGACUCUUCCCUGGCACCUCUGGAGAGUCAGCCCAUCACCUUCACACCAGAAGAGAUGGAGAAAUAUAGCAAGCUUCAACAAGCAGCUCAGCAGCAUAUUCAGCAACAGCUUCUUGCCAAGCAGGUCAAGACCUUUCCAGCCUCAGCUGCCCUAGCUCCUGCCACAGCCCCUGCCUUGCAGCCCAUUCAUAUCCAACAACCUACGGCAGCUGCAGCCACUUCCAUUACCACUGUGCAGCAUGCCAUCCUGCAGCAUCAUGCAGCUGCAGCAGCAGCAGCCAUAGGAAUCCACCCUCACCCACAUCCUCAGCCUCUUGCUCAAGUACAUCACAUUCCCCAGCCCCAUUUGACGCCUAUAUCAUUAUCCCACUUAACUCAUUCAAUCAUCCCAGGGCACCCUGCUACAUUCCUGGCCAGCCAUCCCAUCCAUAUCAUCCCUGCUUCUGCCAUCCACCCAGGUCCUUUCACUUUUCAUCCUGUCCCGCAUGCUGCCCUCUACCCAACUCUCUUAGCUCCCCGACCAGCAACCGCUGCUGCCACAGCAUUACAUCUCCAUCCCCUUCUCCACCCCAUUUUCUCAGGGCAGGAUUUGCAGCAUCCUCCUAGUCACGGCACAUGAAGAAGUGAGAAAGAUGUGGCCUCUUUUGGGGAAAAGAUAAGGGCAUAUAUAUCUGUGUGCAUUGGUGUUUUGUACAGACUGUCUGAAGGCCAUGACUGACACCACAUGAGAAUAGUGAAAUGGGAGAACUAGGUGUGGAAAGGGGAAGUGAAUGUAACAUAUCCAUGCAAAGGGGGAAAUGUUGCUGGAGUCCUGCUUGUCAGUAUUUUCAGGGUCCUCUGCACCCAGAGAGGUGACUUAUUCACAUCUAUAUGAAUGUGAAGUUUUUAGCAGUUAUGCCCCUUUUAAUUACUAAUGCUUGUGUUUUUAAAUCAUUUCCUCUCCACCCUGAAAUUCUGAGUGAAUAAUAUCUAAAUUAUUUGCCUUCCUUAUUUGCUAUUUAUUUGAGUUCAUUUUAAAGCUUAAGCAAAAGAGUCAAGAUAUAGUCAACAUCCAACCCAUUCCUCAGUUCCUCUCCCUACCCAACCAAGAACCAUUUUCAACAACCUGCUGAUUAUUACAAACAGCAAGCUUUCUUCUCAAGCAAGCCUGGCCCUGCUCUCCUCCCUGUGCCACUACCACAAGGGGAAGGAACAGAAAAUAAUUCCUUUAUCAGUCUUUGAAGCAAUAUGUUGUACUGGAAUCUUGGGAACAUCCAGAAUAUGACUUGUAUUCUGUCCUCUGUAAUAUUUGAUGGCUCCUUAUUAACUUAUGAUUUUUUUCAGAAGAGAAAAGGUUUUUAAAAAUUGCACUGAACUCUGUACAUGUCAAUGCUGCUUUUUGUAGCUCUUCUGACAAAUGUUCCAUAAUGAUAGUAUACUGCAAUAACAUUUUUAUAGCUUGCUCUCUGAGUGGUACUUGUUCAGGUUGUUUGGGUUAUCUAUACAUUUUGAUGUAGUUGGAAAGAAAGCUUGCAACAAAGGUUCAGAGCUUGUUGUGGCAAAGGCAUAAGAAGACUCCAAGCAUGUGUAUUCAAGCUCGGUUUUGUUUUCUUGGGUGCCAUGGAAAGGGAAAAAAUAGUUACUUUUUACAGGAGAAAAUUUGGAAUAAAGUAAGGAGCAGUGAUACAACCCUUUUUGUACCAUAGCUAAUGAAUUUCAGCGACUGUAGUGACAUACCUUGGAAGAUCUGUGAAGCCUAUGUGAUACUUUGAUCUUUACUGCAUCCUCUUGUCAGGAGCCAGGCUGCUAUUUGGAAAGAAGUAGCCCAUUGGAUAGGCAGAAAAGAAAGUCCAAAUGACUUUCCAAUCAGAAGAAAAUCUCAAAAGGCUAAUAAUUUUUCUUGGGAUCUAAGUCUUUGCAGCAACAAAGUUUUAAUAUAGAGGUGUGUGACUGUGUGUGUGGUUUUGUGUGUGUAUCUAUGCACGCACACUUGUGUUUAUGUUAAGGCUGUUGUUUAAACGUGUGCCUUUACUGUAUAUCCUUUGGAAAAGAUUCUGAGUGGUGUGUUUUUAUUUAGAUUCCUUCCAAACGAAGUGAUAAGUAAGUUACCUGGUUUCACAGCUGUCCCUUUUAAUGGAGAGAAUGUCUGCCUUAGGAAAGACAGACCAAUUUUGUUACAUUUAAUUCUUUCACUUAAUUUCUUCAUCUCUGGUGGGGGAAAAGAAGGCAAGAAAAGAAAGUGAGCUUUCUGUGAAACCACGGCUAUUUUAUAACAUAACCAUCCAACUCCUUAUAAUGUUGAUCAUGGAAAAUAGCCUCCAUUUCAAAACUUCCAAUAAAACCAUUGUUAUUUGCUUCUCUGAAUAUAUCAGACUCUAGGCUUCCUGAUACUUUGCUAGUUAAAAAAAAAAAAGCACUAGAAAAGGAAAAUGCUGUUCUGACCAAGGGACUCAGUAUUUAAUUGCUUAGAUAACUGAGGUAGCAAAAUGGUAUUACUGUAAUUACCGAGUGCUUCGUUCUCCUGAGAUUAAGAUCCAAAAUCCAGCAUUCCAGUGGGGCAUAAGAGGAGACUGGACUUCUGCAAGAACUGUUCCAACAAAGAACAUACUAUUAUUUCAGUAUCAGCAGGCUAUAUUAAACUUUGACACAUAAAAGUAUGUAAGUGUGUGUGUGUGUGUGUGUAUGCACACACAUAUACAUACACACAAACACACUGUAAAAAUGAGAAAAAUAAACUUUAUAAUCUUUCCAAAGAAGCAGAAUCAAGUUGCUAGUUCUCAUAUUAUCACACCCACUUUUUUAAUAUGUCUUAGCAAAAAGAAGUCCUGUAAACCUGGCUCAGUACAUUACAUAUGGUUUAUCUAACCAUAUGUAAACAUAUGCAUAAUGCAUGUGCAAUGAAGUUCAUUCUGAUAUUUUGAAGCAUAUGAAAUACAACUUAUAAAAAUACUCUGGUAUAAAAUACCAUUCACACUGAUGUACCAAUAUACUGGCUAUUCAAACAUUACAAAAACCAUGGAGAAACUUGGAAAAGAAGAUUACAAUAGAAAGCUUUUGUUUACCAUCUCUUGUACUUUCAGUCUAGAGAAAACACUCAGGUCUACCCAAAGAAUUAGUAACUUAAGGCAAUGAAGAAAAUGACUUUCCAUUCCCCUGCAGAAAAAUUCAGAUACUGUAUUAAUUAGAUGAGGAGGAGAGAGUGGAAUUGAAGAGUGUGGAGAAGCUGCUACAAUUGUCAUUCAACCUCCAACAUCUGUCAGGAAGGGCAAUUUCCUCUAUUAUCAUAAAGAUCAAUACUAUAUGUUAUCUCCUAAUUGACUUAACAAUUCUUUUUGACAUAAGGACAUAUUUUUAGGUAAAGGACUGAGCUAUAACCAGCCAUUUUUACUUUUCAAGAAAAAUUACGGUUUCCAUCUGGGUGUUAUUCUUGAAAUAAAAGUGCUUUUACUUUGCUUUGAAGCAUACUAGCCUCCUAUUUUUUUGGUGUUUUUUAAUGUUAAAAAGCAGAUGGAAUUCAACAAGCUCGAAGAAAAUAUGUGUAGAUAUGUGUGCUGCUAUUACCACAAUGAACUCAUAAUUGGUUGUGACUAUCCAGAAGGGAUUAUGAUUUUAUACUAAUUUGUAGAAAGCUUUCCAUGCAGUAGAAUGUUUAUAGGCCUGUACCAUCAAACCUGGAUCAAUGAAUAUCAGCAAGCAAUCAAUGUGAGCCUAUUAAGGAAUUUCAAGCCCAUCCAGGUCAGACUGGAUACCAGCAUUAAGAAUAACUAUAGGAAUGACACCUGGGCUAAUGCUUAUGUAAAGGAAAAAAGAAUUGUGGGUUGUCAAGAUUGAAAAACACUAGUCUAGAGGAAUUUCAUAUUUAAUAUUACUUUUUAAAGGGAAGCCUCUAGUAAGUAUUCUGGCUUUUUGAUAAGGCCUAUAUUGGUUUCUCCAUGCAUAGUGGAGCAACUGCAGUAAGUUGAUAACAAGGCCUGGUCAUGUAUACAAAGCAGGAACUGUUCUCCCAAUAGAUAAGGCUACAAAGUCAAUUUUACAAAAGAAUUUGUCCUGCAAAUCUAAUUGAGCCAUAGUUUCAGAUGGGAGAGAGUCAUUUUAUGUUUAAAAGAACUAUUGUCAGUUAAUACAGACUUUGAAAACUGAUGUUCAAAUUAAAAUCCUAUCUCAGAACUCUUGAUAUCCUCAUGUCCUAUGUUGUACAGCAAGUAUCUUAGGUUUGAAAACUACACAGCCUAGACUGUUUGAUCCUUAUUAGUAAAGGCUUUCAUAGUAAUGCCAGAUCUAUUACUCUACUUACUUUAUUAACUGAUUAAAGGCUUAAUAUAUAUUGCAAAUCUGAUUUAAAAAUACACUUCAAUUCCUUAUUUUCAUCACAUUAUUUGCUUUUGGCUAAAGGCUAUUUGUAGUCAUUUCAAUUGGCACUCUUCAAGUUGAGGUAAUGUACUCUUAAAUUUGGUGCCACAUGCAGCCUUUCUAUGUGAUACACUAUUACUAUAUAAGAUUGCUUCAUAAGCAAGUACUAACAAGAUUUCAUUGUUUUAAAAAUGUAACUUGAAAAACAGUAUAUAUUAAUUUUAAAUAUUACAAGUAAUGCAGAUAAUUAAAAUAACUUAUAUUCAACAGAAACCUGAGGCUGAUCAUAAACUCAUUUCUAGAACCCAGUUGAAGUGAAUUAAAUGUUCAUCAGAUGGCAAUUUAACAGCAGUGCAAAAUAAAUACAGGAUGGUAUAUGUAUUGUUCUUGUCAAUAAAUAUCCCUUGGGACU
Molecule: messenger RNA, 8575 nt
Organism: Protobothrops mucrosquamatus (brown spotted pit viper)
Lineage: Eukaryota; Metazoa; Chordata; Lepidosauria; Squamata; Viperidae
Gene: GPATCH8
Product: G-patch domain containing 8
Exons: 8
Coding region: 26-4453 (1475 amino acids)
Cellular component (GO): nucleus
Molecular function (GO): nucleic acid binding
Source: RefSeq, a predicted model, not a curated record